Mobula hypostoma (lesser devil ray) is the source of this 2956-nucleotide messenger RNA. RefSeq names its product THAP domain-containing protein 1-like. The record is from RefSeq and is a predicted model, not a curated record. Bases 766 to 1320 code for a protein of 184 amino acids. NCBI's taxonomy places the organism in Eukaryota, Metazoa, Chordata, Chondrichthyes, Myliobatiformes, Myliobatidae. The transcript has 4 exons.
UGUUGCUGCUGUAACAAAAGAAUUUCCCACUAUCAAUAAAGUAUUAUUAUUGUUAUUAUUAUAUUCCAUGAAGUUUGUAAGAAUAAAAUAUGUAUCUCCUGAUUGGAAAACCUAGAACCGGAAAUCAUAGUCUCAUAAUAUAGGUCAGACCAUUUAACUGUUAAGAGAAAGUUCUUCAUUCAAAGGGUGAUGAAUCUUCAGGUAAGGCUGGGUAGUGGAAUUCUCCCCCUUACAGGUAUUGAAUAUUCAAAGGGUUCUGCUUGUUAGGGUGUGCUGUAAAUACAGUAAAUUUACGUGACUAUAUUCCAAAUGUUAAAGUAAGUAGUUGAUUGUUUAUUGUUACCUUUGUGUUGAAGAAGUAUAAAACUUUGUGUCAGGAGAGUGAGACUCUCUCAGAUUCUACUUUUCCAGAAACGUUCGCUAUGUAAAUACUAAUGUUUCCCAGUUGCAGCUUUCAUAUGGCUCAGUUUCAGUCAGUCACAACAACUUCAUUUGUUAAUUGUUACAUCAUCUUAGCCUCGGCAAAGUUUUCCUUUAGUUUCUCUUCAAGAACCCCCACUGCAAGAAGGUGCAGAUCGCCCCAGCACCAUCAGUGACAUCACCGACAGUAUAGCAGAAACGGCGGCUGCUGGCAGACCCAGCCAAUGAGAGCCGUGAACAGGGUCAGGUAGGCGCGGUCGGUGCCCGGAGACUGCUCGGCGCCAUGGUGUUAUCCUGCUCUGCUUACGGCUGCAAGAAUCGGAGACCAGCUGUGUGCUUGGAAGGAUGGUGAAAAACCAAUUGUUUCCCCUGAAGCGGCCGGAGCUCUGCAAAAAGUGGCUGGAUGCAGUAAGAAGACGGAAUUUUAUACCCACUAAAAACAGCAAUUUGUGUUCAGAACAUUUCACAUUGGACUGUUUCAGAAAGAACUGUAACAAUAAAAUACUGGAAGAAAAUGCUGUGCCAUCCAUAUUCUGUUUUACUCGAUCAAAUCAGCAGUCAAAGAAGUUAGAAAUGGCAUUACCGAGUGACCAACAUCAUGCAACAGAGGAAAUUAUAGAGGAGUCGGAACUGAAUCAAUCGCAUGGACUCUUAACUGUUUACGAUCAUAGCUACAGUGUUGGAGAUGCAUGCUUACAGAAAAAGAAGAUUCAGCAGUUGGAGGAACAAAAUGAGAAAUUGAAGAAGAAACUGAAAUUCUUACAGCAAAAGUCUCGCCGCCAAGAGCAACGUUUACAAAGAAUGAAGAAGCUAUUACAAGAACUUAAUACACGAGAUAUAUUGUCACAUCAAAAUUGUGUGCUGUUAAAUGAUACUUUGUAUGAAGUAAUUAAAGUUUAGAUGUAAUUUGUUUAUCAGCAUCACAUUUGUUGCAUAGUGUAGAAUCAUAAGUUUUACUACCCAAGGUUGAGGUAGGGGUUUAAGUAAAAAUUUCUCAUGGUUCGUUCUGGGGAAAUUGUUUAAAAUGUAUAAGUAAGAACAAACUUAUUAAGUUGAAUGCAUUAUGGAGCUGGUGAAUUACAGGUAACAGAACAAGCAGACUAGCAAUAGAAGAAUAUACAAAAAUUCUGGUAUAUCCAAAAAGCAACCUGGUGAGAUUGACAGAUCUUGUAAGGUUUCCCAAACCAUUAAUUCAUUUACAUGGGUGGUGGGUUACUGUGUACAGUUCUCAUAAUACUGGAGCGGAGUAUUGAAUUAUUGUGAAGAACUGUCACUGAGAGAAACUAGUGAAAAAGUGGGAAUUUAUAUGUUGCAAAAUUUGUUGGGUGAUUGAAUCAUACUAAAGUUUCAGAACUGAACUCAAAAAUACUCAAAGCCCACAGUGCAGCUAUUUGUUCUGUUAGAAAAAAAAUUGAUCACAAAUUAGAUGUAACUACAUUGACAGGGAAUAUAAAGAGCAGGGCUACAGAAAGUGACAUCAGAAUAGUGCCAAUGAUCUUUACAUCUUUCUUGCUAUGCUAUUUUAAGAACUUAAUUUAUAUAUAAUUGAUUUGUGGCAGGGAAUGUCACAUUUUAACUACACUGUAGCUAGUUUUUUUAAACCUUUAGCUGAAAUUAUAAAAAUCUAGUCUUUAGCAUACUCUCAGCUAUAGAAAUGGUCUGUAUACCCUCGUAAUCAUUUAACUCCUGCAUUGGUUUACCAUAUAAUCUCUUAAAGGGGCAAAAAGUAUUUCUUGGGGAAAAUAGUCAUACUUUUAAAUUUUCUUCUAACUGCAAGCCUUCUCCCUUUGUGUUAAAUAUAUGUUACAAAUGUCGAAUUCUUGUCUUUUCAGUAUAAUGGUCUGUACAAAAUUAUAAACAUCAUUUGAUUAGUAGCCUAACUUGCUAUUACAUCUGUACUUUACUUCAAGGUACAGAACCAGGAAUUGCCUCUGCAUACCUUAAUUAUUUGCACCCAAUAAAAGCUAUAAUCUUUUAAGCUAAUUUUGUAAAGCUCUAGGAUAUACAUCUAUCUGCACAAUAACUGAGUCAUCUGAAUAUUGGGCUUUUUUUCCCUUUUCUAUGUGGCAUCCUUUUUUUUCAAAUUACAAGCCUGUAUAGCAUGUGGAUCUAUGGAUAGAGUUACAGGAUUUUAUUUUGUGUACGUUAGCCAAUGUUAAAAAGUAACACGUAAUGAAAAUAAUGUGGCUUUCUCUAAAACCAAAGUGAAUUUUCUGAGUCAUCCAUGUGUGUGGUAUUAAAGAGGGGCUCUUGGGGUUAUUAAUUGUAAAUCAGAAUGCUGAAGGUUUUAAUGUAUGUAUUGUGGUUUUGCUUUUUUUUGUGUGUAAGUAACAUUCUCACUUGCAUUGUGUGUCUUCAUUUAAUAUCCGAAUGAACAAAAGCAAGACUUGAGGAUCAACAGUGAAUCCUUGAAUUAUACACAAGCCCCUGGAAUGUGUGGUAUGCCACCUCUUUGAAAAGAGGACAAGUAAAUUGCUCAUUUAGCUAGUUGUGAACUACAGUUUUAUAUGGGAUAAAUAGUAUUAAAUGCUGGACA